AUUCACAAAAAUAGGAAAUGGAAAAUAGAAACUGAAACUGAAAACAAGAAAAUGUAAAACAAACUAAACGGACCCGAAUCUCUAAUAGAACUUGCAUGUGGUGUUGUUGGGUUAUCAAUACGUGGUUUUUAGUGAGAGUUUGUGCACUGAUAAGUUUGUAUUUGUAGGUAUCAUAGAGACAGAAUCAUGAGAACAAGCGUGGAAGCAGUCAUGCUGGUGGAAGAGCAUAGACACCCCCACCUUCUUUUUCUGAGGUUUCAAGACGGUUCCGCAAGACUACCAGGAGGUCGCUUGAGGCCCGGAGAAAAUGAAAAAGCUUGUCUAAAAAGAAAAUUAUGUAGUCAACUUGGGGUCAGUCCGACAGUUGAUUGGCAGAUUGGGGAUUGCAUGGGUGUUUGGUGGAGACCCAACUUUGAAAGAGAGAUAUACCCUUACUGUCCUCCCCAUAUUACAAAACCUAAGGAGCAAAAAAAAAUUUUUGUUGUUCAGUUGCCCGAACGACAGUGUUUUCAUGUUCCAAGAAAUAUCACACUUGCGGCUGUUCCCCUAUUUGAUAUCCAUGACAAUUCUGCGAAGUAUGGAAGAAUUAUUGCCACAGUGCCAGUAUUGCUAUCCAGAUUCAAAAUCAACAAGGUAUGUAACUGCCCAUGCAAUUUAAGUGAAUUAUGUUUUCCUCUUUCAUUUUCUUUGCUAGAUAAGAUAAAAUUGGUACCAAAUGGUUCUCUCUCUUAAGGUGUUUGUUUUGCAGAUAAUAUGAUGCCACUUACCAUCUAAUUUUGGAGAAGGAACGAAGACUGAACAGAUUUUGUUUUUUUUGUUCUUUUCAUCUCUGCACAGAAAGCAGCAAUAGAUACAAAGAGUCGUAUGUGAACUUUUCUGGAGUUGGUCUGAGCUUUUUUUGGUGUUUUUAUCAUUUUUAGUCACUUUGUAAUCUGCAUAGUAGUAAUUUUUGUGCAUAUUGAGUCCUCACAUUACAGCGAGAGCGCUAAACAAAGUUCAUAACCAUUGUAAUAAUGCACACAUUUCAAGAUGCCUCCGAAGCAGUCUGCUACGAAAUCUUGGAUGGUCGGCAUUGACAAUGCUGUAUGGAAGGAGAAGGGAUAACAGAUGGUAGCCAGUCAUAGUCAGUAAAAGGGCCUGUUAACACCAUGAAACUUUCUCCAGUGCCUACUUCUAUUCAAGAUUUUCUGCUUAAAACAUGGCUAAGUGUCAACAAUCUUCUCUGCUUCAGAUUCGCGAGAGCUUUCCGGAGACGAAGAUCGUUGGUUCAUCACUUCAUCAUCUACACUUAUAGCUGACCAAAUGCAAUAGAAGCCUUAUAUGAGGAGUUGCAGAUC
Messenger RNA from Tripterygium wilfordii, 1337 nucleotides. Its product is annotated as pre-mRNA cleavage factor Im 25 kDa subunit 2-like. The record is from RefSeq and is a predicted model, not a curated record. Bases 187 to 732 code for a protein of 181 amino acids. The transcript has 5 exons. Gene Ontology annotation, molecular function: mRNA binding. Gene Ontology annotation, cellular component: mRNA cleavage factor complex. NCBI's taxonomy places the organism in Eukaryota, Viridiplantae, Streptophyta, Magnoliopsida, Celastrales, Celastraceae.